ACGACAACCAAGCUCAAGGUUUGCUUUCUAUUACAAACGUGAUAGCAGAACUCCGAAUCCCCAAGAUCCAGAAGAAUUUUCUUGAACGCUGUUUUGUGAAGCCUACAGGAAUCGAAAACAUCCAGAGAUUUGAUCUCGAUCCACCUCUUAAAACUUUAGCAACCAUCUCUGACGCCACCAUGAAAGCCAUCAGCCCAGUGAGGUCCAUGUCAAGCUGCUACCAGGCUGUCUGUUGCUUGUCUGAGCAGAGUCUAAGCAUUGCCAGGGGCAGCAGCCAUAAGGGACCAGGUGUGGAUGAGCCCAUGGGACUUCUGUACGAUAUGAACGGCUGCUACUCCAAACUAAAAGAGUUGGUGCCAGGGAUCCCCCAAGGAAGCAAGCUCAGCCAAGUUGAGAUUCUGCAGCAUGUCAUCGACUACAUCUUUGACCUGCAGAUAGUCCUGGGGGAAGAUCAGCAACAAAACAGCAUCCUUAACUUGCAGAAAUCUGAUUUCUCAGAAUUGGCAACACAAGGGGACGCCAGUGUCUGCCACUGACCUCUUCUAACCUCUCUGGUGUGGGAAACUCUGAGAGAGGAAUAAAUCCUCCCAUUUCCAUGAAGCAGAAGAAUUCAGAUUGCAAGACUAUUUAACCCUUUGGGACCCAGACAGACCUACAGCAUCUCAUCAUUUCUGAUCAUCACUUUGAACUUUCAUCCUUCACUUUAAACAAGAAAAAAACACAACAAUUUUAUGGACGAGAUAUAAUUUACUAAUUCCAUUUAAUUUCACUGGGAAUCAUUUUAAUGAAAUUCCUCUGAGACCUCCAACAUUGAUUCCAGUGUUUGCUAGCAAAUAUCUUAAAGACUUUUAUUUCCAUGAAUUUUUAAAGGCUUAAUUAUUGCUAAGCCGAUGCCUUAAUGUAACAGGCAACUGUAACUUACUGUAAUGGUGACAUUCCUUCUAGGGACCAAAAAUAACUCCAAACAAUUCCAUUUUUAGCCAUUUUCUAUAUUUCUAAAGUCCUAGUUAAAUAUCCAUGACUGAAAAUAUUCCGCUUUCUGUUUAACCCUUGUUUUUACUCUUUGUUAAUAAGAGCUGUAUAUAUAUUUUUGUAUAAAAUAGCCUUUCAUGUAUCUAGCUAUGUUCGAACGUGAAAGCCUUAAUCUGUGGCUCUGACCCCAGAAUAUCCCACUCUCUAAAGUAGAGAAGACUGAGUUGGAACUGCACAGUUUCUGAUUGAAGAAAAAACACACAAAACUUUUUAUAAAAGUUGUUAUUUUUGUUUAUGUGUAAAUAAAAUUACAUUAUUUUUAAAA
Xenopus tropicalis (tropical clawed frog) is the source of this 1297-nucleotide messenger RNA. It is a transcript of the gene id3, whose product is annotated as inhibitor of DNA binding 3, HLH protein. Gene Ontology annotation, biological process: negative regulation of transcription by RNA polymerase II; negative regulation of DNA-templated transcription. Gene Ontology annotation, molecular function: protein dimerization activity. The record is from RefSeq and is marked validated. NCBI's taxonomy places the organism in Eukaryota, Metazoa, Chordata, Amphibia, Anura, Pipidae. Gene Ontology annotation, cellular component: nucleus; cytoplasm.